GACAUCUUGGAACCGGGCAUUACUUAGGGCGUUUGCGUUAAGUGCGUUUUACGAAGCUCCCGGGACACGAAGCGCAGCCUCUGCCUCUUCUCCUUUCUAGUUUUGUGUAACGGACUGAGAAGGGUGGAGAUGUGGCGCUAGGUUUACUGCGUUUGAAUAGAGGAAUCCCUUCUGUCACUUCCAGCUGGAAGGAUUGGAAACAUUUAUGUGCAAUGAGCUAUUUGCUGCCUUUUUCUGUUUUGCUCAUGGGACUGCUACCAACGAGAGCCAUGGCUUGGACCUCAACUGGGAAGACACAUGCUGAACUGAUCAACAAUCUUUAUAAAAAUGGUGUGAUUAAAUCCCAAUGUGUUCAUGCUGCGAUGCUGGCUACCGAUAGAGCCCACUAUGCCAAUAAUUUUCCAUAUAUGGAUUCUCCUCAGUCAAUUGGCUACAAGGCUACUAUCAGUGCACCUCACAUGCAUGCUCAUGCUCUUGAGUUACUGAAGGAUCAACUAGUGGAAGGAGCAAAGGCAUUAGAUGUAGGAUCAGGAAGUGGCUAUCUCACUGCUUGUUUUGCUCGAAUGGUGGGCCCCACAGGCAAGGCAAUAGGUAUUGAGCACAUAGAAGAAUUGGUUCACGAAUCCCUUAGGAAUGUCAGAAAAGAUGAUCCAAACUUACUUAGUUCUGGACAAGUAAAACUUUUAGUUGGGGAUGGUAGGAAGGGAUAUCCUGAAGAAGCCCCAUAUGAUGCCAUCCAUGUUGGAGCAGCUGCACCCACUGUGCCAAUAGAGUUGCUGAAUGAACUAAAACCUGGAGGACGACUGAUUUUGCCAGUAGGGCCAGAAAAUGGAAACCAGGUUAUGAUGCAAUUUGACAAAACGAUGGAUGGCCAGAUUGUGGAAAAACAUCUGAUGGGUGUGAUAUAUGUUCCUCUGACAGACAAAGAAAAACAGUGGCCUCGGUAAAAUAUUAAAACUUUUUUUCUUUUGUAAAGUUACCCAGAAUAGUGAAUUGGUGUCCUAAUUGGCUUUUGCUAAGCAAAGUAUAGAUACUAAUACAAGAAUGGAAUAGCUAACGAAACCGCUAUAGAAAUAGAAUUAUCUUCCCUUAAGCAGACAAGCAAUGAAAUCUUAGAAAACAAAAUCUCAAACAGUUUGAGCUCAUUAUAAUUUUUGCCAAAACCACUGUUCAAAAUGAUGAUGAUUUCAGAAUCUCUUUGCAUCUUUCUGACAUGUUACAGUUCUGAUUUUCCAAGAUUUAAUGCUAUGAAUAGAUACAAACUGCAAGUUAAGUUCUACCAUAUUUUAGCUUCAUGGAACUUGCUUUCCCAAAAAUAUGCAUGUGACUGGACAGGAGGUGUAUUUAUUAAGUGUGAAUUUAUAUAUACUUCAGUUUAAUAUUGAUGUUCUAAGGGGUUUUAUUAUGAAUAUUGUAACUCCAAAAUUUAACAAAUAUUCCUAUACACUUCUUUGAAUUAAAAUUAACAAUGGUAAAAUCAGUUUAGUAGUUGGGGUGGGGGUGGGGAGACUGAGAGUUCCUGCUUUGCCCCUCCCUCCAUUCCUCAUUUAUGUUCUUAUCACGAUUAUUUGUUCAAUCCAAAACUGGAAAGCAUGAUUUAGUAUUAAUUUACUAUUCAAAAUAUUCAGUAUUUAUAUAACACUAAACAGCCACCUUUGGUAGUAUUUUUUUCACUCACAGCCAAAUAUUAGCAUUGGGUUUUAGGAAGAAAGAAUUAUUGUGUGAUGUAAUAAAAGUCAAUUUUUUUUUCCUCUAGGGGUGAACUUUAAAAGAUUUAAAUAAUUUAUAAAGGACCUUUUGAAAAUCUAUGAACUAUGUUUCGAAAAAAUGAUAUUUGCAGUACAUUAUAUUUGAAUGCUCAUUUCUCCUCUUUGAAAGUAACAUUUGACCUGUAAUUUUAAGAACUUGGAUGGGAUUUGGAAACAAAGCAAUGGAAAUUCGUUGAUUCAGGGAUAACAACAUAUUUCACAAUUAACAAUAAUUUGUGUGUACCAUUGUAAAAUAAACAAUGGAUAAAAAACUG
Molecule: messenger RNA, 2023 nt
Organism: Thamnophis sirtalis
Lineage: Eukaryota; Metazoa; Chordata; Lepidosauria; Squamata; Natricidae
Source: RefSeq, a predicted model, not a curated record